Ostertagia ostertagi is the source of this 900-nucleotide messenger RNA. The record is from the annotation of a GenBank genome assembly. NCBI's taxonomy places the organism in Eukaryota, Metazoa, Nematoda, Chromadorea, Rhabditida, Trichostrongylidae.
AUGCAAAGUUAUGUGAAUGCUGGAGACUUCAAAACUUCUGGUAAACUUCGAGCCGCAUUGUUUAAUAACGCUGUGUACUAUGGAUUAUACAUGAUUGUCUUCACAUUACUUUUGAUCUAUGCCAUCAUCAAAGGUGUUGUAAUCAAUAGAGAACACUUAAAAGUAAUCCUUGUCUCCGCAUCGAACACAUGGGGUCUGUUUUUGUUGGUUGUCCUGCUCGGACAUGGACUCGUUGAACUUCCACGAACGUUAUGGCACAUGGGCAGCAGAGAGUAUCGACUGCAUGUGACAUAUUUUAAUAUCGAUAAAUUGUCUUCUGAUAAAAAUGAAGCAGAAGAAGCCGUGAAGGAAGCAUACAGGGAGACUCGCGCAGUCCUGAACAUCUUGAAAAACGAGCACGGUGCAAGAGAAAAAGCACAAAUAAUAGUGUCGAAGUUCCCGGAAGAGCUGUUUCCUGCUCGUAAUGCUAUGGAAUUCAGCAGCCUUAAUGCGGCUGAUGUAAGCUCUGUCAGCACCGACAAAUACCUGAUUCGACUUCAUAAGAAAGUGAUCUCCGCUGUUCAGUACCAUCAUCGAACCACGGCCCAAUGGAGGUCACUCAUCAAACACGCUUUAUUUUUGGAAGAUCUGGCUCAAGCAGAGAUCACCGGAAGGCUCGAAUUAGAAUCACACAUUUUGUUCCCAGAAAAAGUGCAGUACUUUUGGCUUAUCAUAGCACAGCGUCCACUUUGCAAGUUACUCUCCUUGCUGUUGGCUUUCAUGACAAUAUUGAUUCUGAUCAGUGAAUGUACAUUCUUUAUUGUAAACCCCACGUUGACACCUGCUGGUAUCAUAGUGGAUUACGCGGCAAAGCGGUUUCACUACAAGUACACUCAGGUACACACAUGGCUCUGCUUUUUU